Molecule: messenger RNA, 6054 nt
Organism: Triplophysa rosa
Lineage: Eukaryota; Metazoa; Chordata; Actinopteri; Cypriniformes; Nemacheilidae
Exons: 25
Coding region: 75-5714 (1879 amino acids)
Source: RefSeq, a predicted model, not a curated record
AGCUCGAGAGAUGCAAUGAGCAGUUUUAUACAUUCUUCUCAUCAUCAUUAAACGCUAGGCUACUUUACAUCAACAUGAAGAACACUUUUACAAGAAAUGUGUUGUUUGUAGUAUUUUAUCAUCUUUUUCAUUUGUGCGGUGUGUUUGGUGCUGAUGCAGAUGAAGUGAAGUCAGUGAUGGAGGGAGAUUCUGUUACUCUACACACUCAUCUUACUCACAUACAGAGCUAUUCUCUGACAUUGUGGAGGUUUGGAGACGAAGGCGUUACCAUAGUUCGAAUCAACAGAGAUAAGAUCAUAUAUAGUGAUAUUCCAGCAUUCAGAGACAGAAUGGUGCUGGAUGAUCAGACUGGAUCUCUCACCAUCACAAACAGCAGACCCAAACACUCUGGACUUUAUAAGAUAGAGAUCAACAACAGCACCGGGACGUCAUUGAAGAAAUUCCGUCUUACGGUCUAUAAUUCUCCGCUUUUGAUCGAAGCUGAAAAAGGUGAAUUAAAGACGGUGUCGGUGACGGAGGGAGAUCCUGCCUCUCUGAUGAUGGAAGUUGUUGAAAUACAGAGAUAUGAUCUGAUAGUGUGGAGGUUUGGAGAUGACGGCAUUCUUAUAGUGAAGGGUGACAGAGAAGACAAUAAGACCACAUUUAGUCAUGAUGAGACAUAUGGAGACAGACUGGAGCUGAACUAUCAGACCGGAUCUCUCACCAUCACAGACGCCAGAAUCACAGACGCUGGACUUUAUAAAGCAAAGAUCAGCGGUGACAGAAGAGCCGAAUACAUGAGAAUCAUUCUUACUGUCAGUGCAUCAGGUGUGUCUUCAGGUGGUGUCGCAGGUAUAGUUAUUGUUGUUCUGAUGGCCCUGUCUGGAGCUGUCGGUGUAUUUGUGUUUUUCUAUCGCCGCAGAACCUCUGAAAUAAAAAAACAAAAUGAUGUAUUCGUUGAUAAGUCAGUGUUAAUAAAGCCGGAAGAUUCUGUCAUUCUAGACACCGGUGUUAAAGAAAUACAGAAAGAUGAUGAGAUAACGUGGAUGUAUGAAGGCGCAUCAAUAGCUAAAAUCAAACAAAAUCAAACUGUUGAAAAUAUGGAUGCGAGAUUCAGAGGCAAACUGAAGCUGAACCCUCAGAAUGGAUCUCUCACCAUCAAAGACACCAAAACUGAGCUCGCUGGACUCUACAAAGUAAAGAUGAGACUUCAAGAUCUCCCAUCAGCCCAGAUAAUCAAUGUUUCUGCCAGUGAUAAACUGUCUGUGAAUGAAGGAGAUUCUUUCACUUUAAGCUCUGGUCACACUGAACUAAGAGACAGUGUCAUGACAUGGAGGUUAGGAGACAAACAUAUAGCUACAGUCAAUGGAAGUCAGGCAUCUGUUUGUGUUGAAGAGAGAUUCAGAUACAGAGUUCAUGUGGACCCUCAAACUGGAUCUCUGACCGUCAGAAACAGCAGAACUGAAGAUUCUGGACUUUAUCAACUACAGAUCGGCGGCAGAGAGAAAUCAGAAAGGAAAUUCACUGUUAGAGUCUGUGAGAAAAUUAAGGAGGUGUCAGUGAUGGAGGGAGAUUCUUUCACUCUUCACACUGGGGAUGUUUUCACCCAGAAGCCGGACAUGAUCAAGUGGGAGUUUAAAUACAGUUCUAUAGCUGAACUCAUUGGAAUAAAACCUGUUGUUAGUGCUGUUGAUAAAGAUGACAGAUUCAGAGGCAGACUGGAGCUGGACCAUCAGACGGGAUCUCUCGCCCUCACAAACAGCAGAACCACAGACUCGGGACUUUACACACUAAGAAUCACCCGUGGCGUAACAGAGGACUCAGAAUGGAAAUUCAGCGUCACUGUCCGGAGCUGGGCUCCUUGGGAAAAACGUCCAGAGCUGAGAGAAGGGAAAAUGAAAACAGUGUCAGUGGAUGAGGGAGAUUCUUUAACUCUCAGCACUGGGGAUGCUUUCAUACAGAGUCCUGAUAUGAUCAAGUGGAUGUUUGAAAACAUUUGUAUUGCUGAAUUCACUGGUAUACAACGUCCUGCUGCUGAUGUUGAUAAAGAUGACAGAUUCUCAGGCAGACUUGAGCUGGACUAUAAGGAUGCAUCUCUCAACAUCACAAACAUCACAAGCAAAGACUCUGGACUUUAUAGACUGAGAACCAUAACAGGGGAUUCAGAAAGAAAAUUCAAUGUCACUGUCAGAGGUGUGUUUGGUGCUGAUGCAGAUGAAGUGAAGUCAGUGAUGGAUGGAGAUUCUGUUACUCUACACACUCAUCUUACUCACAUACAGAGCUAUUCUCUGACAUUGUGGAGGUUUGGAGACGAAGGCGUUACCAUAGCUCGAAUCAACAGAGAUAAGAUCAUAUAUAGUGAUAUUCCAGCAUUCAGAGACAGAAUGGUGCUGGAUGAUCAGACUGGAUCUCUCACCAUCACAAACAGCAGACCCAAACACUCUGGACUUUAUAAGAUUGAGUUCAACAACAGCACCGGGACGUCAUUGAAGAAAUUCCGUCUUACGGUCUAUAAUUCUCCGCUUUUGAUCGAAGCUGAAAAAGGUGAAUUAAAGACGGUGUCGGUGACGGAGGGAGAUCCUGCCUCUCUGAUGAUGGAAGUUGUUGAAAUACAGAGAUAUGAUCUGAUAGUGUGGAGGUUUGGAGAUGACGGCAUUCUUAUAGUGAAGGGUGACAGAGAAGACAAUAAGACCACAUUUAGUCAUGAUGAGACAUAUGGAGACAGACUGGAGCUGAACUAUCAGACCGGAUCUCUCACCAUCACAGACGCCAGAAUCACAGACGCUGGACUUUAUAAAGCAAAGAUCAGCGGUGACAGAAGAGCCGAAUACAUGAGAAUCAUUCUUACUGUCAGUGCAUCAGGUGUGUCUUCAGGUGGUGUCGCAGGUAUAGUUAUUGUUGUUCUGAUGGCCCUGUCUGGAGCUGUCGGUGUAUUUGUGUUUUUCUAUCGCCGCAGAACCUCUGAAAUAAAAAAACAAAAUGAUGUAUUCGUUGAUAAGUCAGUGUUAAUAAAGCCGGAAGAUUCUGUCAUUCUAGACACCGGUGUUAAAGAAAUACAUGAAAAAGAUGAGAUAACGUGGAUGUAUGAAGGCGCAUCAAUAGCUAAAAUGAGGGGAGAUCAAACUGUUGAAAAUAUGGAUGCGAGAUUCAGAGGCAAACUGAAGCUGAACCCUCAGAAUGGAUCUCUCACCAUCAAAGACACCAAAACUGAGCUCGCUGGACUCUACAAAGUAAAGAUGAGACUUCAAGAUCUCCCAUCAGCCCAGAUAAUCAAUGUUUCUGCCAGUGAUAAACUGUCUGUGAAUGAAGGAGAUUCUUUCACUUUAAGCUCUGGUCACACUGAACUAAGAGACAGUGUCAUGACAUGGAGGUUAGGAGACAAACAUAUAGCUACAGUCAAUGGAAGUCAGGCAUCUGUUUGUGUUGAAGAGAGAUUCAAAGACAGAGUUCAUGUGGACCCUCAAACUGGAUCUCUGACCGUCAGAAACAGCAGAACUGAAGACUCUGGACUUUAUCAACUACAGAUCGGAGGCAGAGAGAAAUCAGAAAGGAAAUUCACAGUUAGAGUCCGUGAGAAAAUUAAAAAGGUGUCAGCGAAUGAGGCAGCUUCUUUAACUCUCCACACUGAGGUUGCCUUCACAAGGAGGCCUGAUAUGAUCAAGUGGAUGUUUGGAGACAUUUGUAUAGCUGGAUAUGUUGGAAAAAGUCCUGCUCAUGAUGUUAAUAAUGAUAGAUUUAAAAACAGACUGGAGAUGGACCCUGCGACUGGAUCUCUCACCAUCGCAAACACCAAAACCACAGACUCUGGGCGUUACACACUGAUGAUCAGCCCUGACUUAACAGGGGAUUCACAAAGGAAAUUCUUUGUCACUGUCAGAGGCCGGCCUCUUUGGAAAAAAUGUCCACAGCUGAGAGAAGAUGAGUCAGAUAAACUUCCAAUGAAUCAAGAGUCACACAUCGGAACGCAAAAGCAGACAGAAACUACAGUAAAUGCACAAGAUGAGUCAGAGCCAGAAGUGACUCCAGACUCACUCAGCAGCGAGCAGACAGAUAAACUGUCUGUGAAGAAGGGAGAUUCUUUCACUUUAAGCUCUGGUCACACUGAACUAAGUGACAGUGUCAUGACAUGGAGGUUAGGAGACAAACAUAUAGCUACAGUCAAUGGAAGUCAGGCAUCUGUUUUUGAUGAAGAGAGAUUCAAAGACAGAGUUCACGUGGAUCCUCAAACUGGAUCUCUGACCGUCAGAAACAGCAGAACUGAAGACUCUGGACUUUAUCGACUACAGAUCGGCGGCGGUGACUACAGCACAGAGAAAUCAGAAAGGAAAAUCAUCGUUAAUGUAUGUGAGAAAAUGAACACGGUGGCAGUGAUGGAGGGAGAUUCUUUCACUCUCCAUAUUGAGGAUAUACAGCGGGCUGAUACGAUCAAGUGGAUGUUUAAAAAGUUUAAGAAAACCACUUGUAUAGCUGAAAACGUUGGAAAUACGCCUGCUGCUGCUCUUGAUGUUGAUAAAGAUGACAGAUUCAGAGGCAGACUGGAGCUGGACCGUAAGACUGGAUCUCUCACCAUCACAGACACCAGAAAGACAGAUUCUGGACGUUACACACUGAUGAUAAAUCCUCCCAUAAAUGGGAAUUCAGAAUGGAAAUUCAGUGUUACUCUCAAUGAUAAACUGUCUGUGAAGAAGGGAGAUUCUUUCACUUUAAGCUCUGGUCACACUGAACUAAGAGACAGUGUCAUGACAUGGAGGUUAGGAGACAAACAUAUAGCUACAAUCAAUGGAAGUCAGGCAUCUGUUUUUGAUGAAGAGAGAUUCAAAGACAGAGUUCAUGUGGACCCUCAAACUGGAUCUCUGACCGUCAGAAACAGCAGAACUGAAGACUCUGGACUUUAUCGACUACAGAUCGGCGGCGGUGACUACAGCACAGAGAAAUCAGAAAGGAAAAUCAUCGUUAAUGUAUGUGAGAAAAUGAACACGGUGGCAGUGAUGGAGGGAGAUUCUUUCACUCUCCAUAUUGAGGAUAUACAGCGGGCUGAUACGAUCAAGUGGAUGUUUAAAAAGUUUAAGAAAACCACUUGUAUAGCUGAAAACGUUGGAAAUACGCCUGCUGCUGCUCUUGAUGUUGAUAAAGAUGACAGAUUCAGAGGCAGACUGGAGCUGGACCGUAAGACUGGAUCUCUCACCAUCACAGACACCAGAAAGACAGAUUCUGGACGUUACACACUGAUGAUAAAUCCUCCCAUAAAUGGGAAUUCAGAAUGGAAAUUCAGUGUUACUCUCAAUGAUAAACUGUCUGUGAAGAAGGGAGAUUCUUUCACUUUAAGCUCUGGUCACACUGAACUAAGAGACAGUGUCAUGACAUGGAGGUUAGGAGACAAACAUAUAGCUACAGUCAAUGGAAGUCAGGCAUCUGUUUGUGUUGAAGAGAGAUUCAAAGACAGAGUUCACGUGGAUCCUCAAACUGGAUCUCUGACCGUCAGAAACAGCAGAACUGAAGAUUCUGGACUUUAUCAACUACAGAUCAGCGCCAGAGAGAAAUCAGAAAGGAAAUUCACUGUUACUGUCCGUGACCGCCGGAUUCUUAGGAAAAAAAAUCCAAAGCCGAGAAAAGCACCUUCGACAGAAAACCAAGGGAAUGAUUCAGACUCGACACACACAGAAGAUCCUUCAGACAGAGAUGCUUUGUUGGUGAAAAAGGCUGCUGAUGUUCCAAAUGAUCAAGAGGAUAUAUGAGUCUACAAGAAUGUAUAUGAUGUGCAGUAUAUAAACAUCACUGAUAUUUUAUAUAUUUUAAUGAGAAGAAUAUAGAAAAUGCAAGGAGUAUAUUCAAAUGUAAGCAAUCGAAAUUGUGCAUUUUAUCUUUACACUGAAUGUGAAUGCAUGCAGCAUCAGUACAGAUAAUCUGCGGUUCGGUCUUCUUGUUGUCUGAUCUUUUCUGCCCUCUAGUGGACAAACAAUAUUGCAGGUUUUCAUUCUUCGGAUACAGCUGUGUGUAGUUUUGCCUCAAAGUUCCGUGUCAACUCAUGUAGCCUAACCAAAUAUUGUGUAUUGUGAAAUUAAAUAAAAGUUGUCU